This is a messenger RNA of Aureobasidium namibiae CBS 147.97, 1074 nucleotides long. RefSeq lists its product as uncharacterized. The record is from RefSeq and is a predicted model, not a curated record. The transcript has 4 exons. Bases 1 to 1074 code for a protein of 357 amino acids. Lineage: Eukaryota; Fungi; Ascomycota; Dothideomycetes; Dothideales; Saccotheciaceae.
AUGUCCAACAAGCCCAUCUUUGUGGCUACCCACCCUAGAGCAUGCUCGACGGCAUUCGAGCGAGUCUUCAUGACUCAGCGCGACACUCUGCAAUGCGUCCACGAGCCCUUUGGCGAUGCCUUCUACUUCGGUCCCGAGAGACUUAGCGACAGAUACGAGAAAGACCAAAAGGCCCGCGCUGAGAGCGGCUUCGAGAGCUCGACAUACAAGACCAUCUUUGACGACAUCAUGAAGGAAAACGAAGAGGGCAAACGCAUCUUCAUCAAGGACAUUACCCACUAUCUGUCCCCUCCGGACGGCAAGCCUGCAUCCAUCGCACCCUCAUUGAUGAAGGUCAAGCGUGGUGUCGGUACCAACGGCGGCAAUCCCUUGACCGACAUCGCCCAUGGAUCCAAUGCUUCAGAUCCCAACGGUGCAGUAGAGAAUUCUCCUCCCUACCCCUACGCCACAGAGUCCGAGCCUGGAAACCCCACCGUGGUCCCUGCCGAUGUCCUGAGCAAGUUCCACUUCGCCUUCCUCAUCCGUCACCCCAAGCACAGCAUUCCCAGCUACUGGAGAUGCACCAUCCCCCCGCUCGACGCAAUCACUGGUUUCUACAACUUCAUGCCUUCCGAGGCUGGAUACGAUGAGCAGCGUCGCCUGUUCGACUACCUCCGUUCUUGUGGUCAGAUUGGCCCCAAGCUUGCAGGUCAGGACGGCGAGCAAAAGAGCGGAGCUGUAGACAUCUGUGUCAUUGACGCUGAUGAUCUUCUGGACAACCCCUCUGCCAUCCUUGAGCAGUUCUGCAAGAGCGUUGGCAUCGAGUACUCCCCCAGCAUGUUGAACUGGAACAACGAUGAAGACCACGCCUAUGCAAAGGAGGCAUUCGAGAAGUGGAGAGGCUUCCACGAGGACGCUAUCAACUCGACCGAGCUCAAGCCCAGAACUCACAAGAAAGCUGAGAAGAGCGAAGAGCAGCUUUUCGCCGAGUGGACCGAGAAGUACGGCGAGGAAGCUGCCAAGAUCAUUCAGCAGACCGUCGCAGACAAUGUCAAGGACUACGAGCACAUGAAGCAAUUCGCCAUCAAGGUAUAA